Saprolegnia diclina VS20 is the source of this 819-nucleotide messenger RNA. RefSeq lists its product as hypothetical. The transcript has 4 exons. Gene Ontology annotation, biological process: NLS-bearing protein import into nucleus; regulation of DNA-templated transcription; nuclear pore organization. Bases 28 to 792 code for a protein of 254 amino acids. The record is from RefSeq and is a predicted model, not a curated record. Gene Ontology annotation, cellular component: nuclear pore nuclear basket; nuclear membrane; nuclear pore central transport channel. Gene Ontology annotation, molecular function: structural constituent of nuclear pore; single-stranded DNA binding; phospholipid binding. Lineage: Eukaryota; Oomycota; Saprolegniomycetes; Saprolegniales; Saprolegniaceae.
GUUUUUUGUCCACCAAUUGCCAGCGCGAUGAGCGGGCCGAGCCAAGAUGCCGACGUCAUGCCCUCCUUCUUCCUCGACCCGAGCGGCCACUUGGUGCAUGACAAGGCGUCCGAGGAAGACACGAGCAGCCCCGUCAAGUCGACCCACGCGUACAUGCCACUCCAAAACUACCAGACGCCAUGGGAGGGCAAUGGCCUCGACCACCAGUACCAGUCGCUUCGCCGGCGAAAUGGCGCUGCGCCUACAGAGCCGACGUCCACGUCGAUUCCUACGGCGUCGCUCUUUGGCUCGCUCUCGGCGCGGCUCGACCAGGCGAGGCCAGUGGACCAGCCGGCGCCGGCGACCACACAGAGCGCCUUUUCGUUUCCGAGCCUUCGGGCGCAAGAGUGGGGCGUCGACGAGCAGUACUGGAUCACAGUGUUUGGCUUCUCGGCCGUCGACAUGGAGGCCAUCUUGAAGCACUUUCAGUCCAUUGGCGAUGCGGUGCAGUAUCGCUACGGGCGCGGCAACUGGCUGUAUGUGCGGUACCGGACCCGUCUCCAAGCCGAGAAGGCGCUCGGCGAGUCGGGCGCGACGCUUGGCGGCACCGUCAUGAUUGGUGUCAAGCGCUGCUUGGUGUCUGAGAUGGACGCCGACACGCCGGCGCACCAAGGUAGCACGUCGUCGACGACGCCGGCGCCGCUGCUGUCGCGGGAACUGCAAGUCGCGCCGUGCGACGACGACUUUAUGGAGCCACCGCGCCGCCAGACCAACUUUUGCUCGCGGCUGCUUCGCUUCCUCUUUAACGUGUAAAUCCUCCUACUGCAUUCCGCACGACAA